This is a messenger RNA of Grosmannia clavigera kw1407, 531 nucleotides long. RefSeq lists its product as uncharacterized. Lineage: Eukaryota; Fungi; Ascomycota; Sordariomycetes; Ophiostomatales; Ophiostomataceae. The record is from RefSeq and is a predicted model, not a curated record. The coding region runs from base 1 to 531 and encodes 176 amino acids. The transcript is spliced from 3 exons.
AUGGAAAUCCUAGAUAAGAGCAAGUUGAAAAACGCGGGAACGACGAAACGUCUUGUCGAGGCAGCAAAACGCAAGGAGAAGCACGAUCUCGAUGAGACCAGGACCACGGUCCUCAAAUGGCUCAAUCCGGUUAUGGCGACACAGGAUAAAUAUGACGCUCGUGUGGAAGACAACGUCGAUGGCUCUGUGGAGCCUGAGCCCAGCCAGUCGACGCUGAAAACCUCGCUGAUUUCGCUGCUGCGAGAAAACCCGGAAACGAUCCUGGUCCUUGACGGCCUUGACGAAUUCCAGACGACCGACCGCAAGACCUUUAUCACGCGGGUGAUUUCCGCACCCAUACCACACGCGCGCUGCAUCGUGCUUAGCAGGCUGUCCAAUGAUGUUGUGCAGUCGUUUGCCGAAGCGAUUCCGGGCGAACUGUACGAACGAAUUCACAUCAGUCCGGCGAACACAGCCGAAGACAUGCGCAAGUUUUCCGUGCGCGAAAUCACCCACCUGAGCGCCUCGGACAUAUCUCUCCAGCGAUGGUGA